GUCAGCAGUCUCUGGUCAUUCCCUGCACUGUCCGCAGUCUCUGGUCAUUCCCUGCACUGUCCGCAGUCUCUGGUCAUUCCCUGCACUGUCCGCAGUCUCUGGUCAUUCCCUGCACUGUCCGCAGUCUCUGGUCAUUCCCUGCACUGUCCGCAGUCUCUGUCUCUGGUCAUCCCCUGCACUGUGUCCGCAGUCUCUGGUCAUCUCCUGCACUGUGUCCGCAGUCUCUGGUCAUCUCCUGCACUGUGUCCGCAGUCUCUGGUCAUCUCCUGCACUGUGUCCGCAGUCUCUGGUCAUCUCCUGCACUGUGUCCGCAGUCUCUGGUCAUCUCCUGCACUGUGUCCGCAGUCUCUGGUCAUCUCCUGCACUGUGUCCGCAGUCUCUGGUCAUCUCCUGCACUGUGUCCGCAGUCCCUGGUCAUCCCCUGCACUGUGUCCGCAGUCUCUGGUCAUCCCCUGCACUGUGUCCGCAGUCUCUGGUCAUCCCCUGCACUGUGUCCGCAGUCUCUGGUCAUCUCCUGCACUGUGUCCGCAGUCUCUGGUCAUCCCCUGCACUGUGUCCGCAGUCUCUGGUCAUCCCCUGCACUGUGUCCGCAGUCUCUGGUCAUCCCCU
Molecule: messenger RNA, 609 nt
Organism: Staurois parvus
Lineage: Eukaryota; Metazoa; Chordata; Amphibia; Anura; Ranidae
Source: the annotation of a GenBank genome assembly